AUGGCGGACCCUCUUUCCAUCUCAGCGAGCAUCGCUGGGUUAGUUGCUCUUGCCGAUCUCGUCUUUCGAUCAGGCACCAAAUACGUCAAGAGCUACAGAGGCGCCCCAACAGAGGUUGAAAACCUCAUGCGCGAAGUCAGAAGUCUCUCUGUCAUCUUGCACAACCUUUCACUUGUCGCUUUUGACCUAGAAGAAACUGAACCACCCGAAACAACUGCUGCUGUUCACGAGCCGCCGCCUACUCUUCAACCGCAUUAUCUCCGCGAUUGCCACCAGCUGCUGAGACGCUUGGAGACAGGUCUUUCACAUACAGAGGCUUCCCUGGGCUCGGGUUCUAGGCGCCAAAGACUGCAAGCUCGACUGAAAUGGCCUUUCACUUCAACCGAGUCCAGGGACAUAAUCCAGGAUAUACAGCGCUACAACCAGAUCAUCCACGCAGCUCUUACCGCCGACUCUCUAGCCAAGCUCAAACAUUGCUUAUCCCGACAAAUCGAAAUGAAGGAUGGCCUUGAAAAGAUCAAUCGCACCGCUGAAAAGAUCUUGGAUAUACAAGUCAAGAUUGCCCUCGAUACCAAAAGGAAUCAAGUUCUCAAAGAUUUUGGCCAAUUCAAUCCUCGGGGUGAAUACGAGACGAACAAUAGACUACGGCAUGACCUUACCGGCCUCUGGCUCACGCAAGGUCCAGAGUUUGACUGCUGGUACUCGACUCCAGCUUCAAGGCUCUGGUGUAGUGGUAUACCUGGUGCUGGGAAGUCUGUCCUUUCUGCAGCCGUGAUUAAGGAGUGUUUGCAUAGAAACGCUCAUGAUGCACACAAAGCAAUAGCUUACUUCUUCUGCACCUAUAGACAUGAGCGCUCCCAGCAUAUGGUCAACAUUCUUUCUUCCCUUUGCACACAACUUGCCCUGCAGAGCGAAAAAGCUUUCCGUAUCUUACAGGAGUAUCACGACCAACUGUUCUCAAGUCAUCACCUCUGUACAAAGCCCACCGCCGAAAUGCUCACACAGAUACUACAUCGUAUCUGUGCUUGCUUUGCCCGCGUCUAUAUUAUCGUCGAUGGUAUCGAUGAGUGUGACAAUCGAGUCGAAGCAAAUGUAAAGUGCUUGGCCGAGCUUGCGCUGUCACAAGGGGACGAUGUUGUCAACAUGGCAUUAUUUAGCCGGGACGAGAGCAUUAUACGCACGCGUUUAGAAAAAGAUUUUUCUCAUGUCGAAAUUGAGGCUCAUACUGAGGACCUGCAACUCUAUGUCGCCUCGGAACUUAACGAAAAGAUUGCUUCAAACCGGCUGAGGCUUCGUGACCCAACUCUGAAAGACCUCAUUAUGACUAGAUUGGUUGGGGAAGCUAAAGGGAUGUUUCGCUGGGUAGCCUGCCAACUGGACUACAUGUGUGAACUCCCAACAGACAGAGCUCGACGUGAGGCCUUGAGCAAGCUUCCCCCUUCUCUCUAUGCAACUUAUGACCGGAUCUUGCUAAGAAUCGAUGGUUGUAAUGAUGCGAUCAAACGACUGGUCAAGGGAACGCUAUUAAUGCUCGCGACGUCUAUCUCCUCACUCUGUUUUGAAGAAAUCUGCGAGGCCAUUUCCUUGGAAGACGGCGCAACAACUCUAGAAGAUGAUGAGAUUGUAGAGGAAGAAGAAUUGCUUCGGUGGUGCAGUAGCCUUGUUCGAGUCAACAAAUCCGGCUCCUUCGCCAAUGGCAGAAGAAUUCAGUUUGCACACUUUACAGUCCAAGAAUAUCUUCUGUCCUUGAAGACUCGCAAUUCGGAUCAUCAAUACUCAAAGCUCAGAGAAUACGCUGUAUCGCGCGUAGAUGGUAUAGCCUUCUUUUCUUUCCUUUGUUUACGUUUCCUCACUAUGGAGGACAUGGAGCGAUUUCCGCCUACCCCCGACAUAACACGUAGUAUCGGGGACAUGAUUGCUCGGCGCAGACGCAGAACCUUUUACUGCAAAUCGGUAUUGACUUGGACGCCAUAUACAACGCCAUUGUCAAAUAUGGAAGAUAGGACACAUAGGCUCGUGCGGAAGCUCUUCCAACCAUCCAAAACGCCCACCUUCUGUCUGUGGGCAAUUGACUUCAUAUUCAGUCAUCACCCCUCGUCUUCAACAAACGGCUCUUCUGAGUCAAGAAGGGUUCUAUCGCAAGUUAUUACUGUAGUUCUCAGACCUGAAUUCACCCCUCUUCACAUGGCAGCUGCAUUCAGUAUGUACAACAUAUGUCAAGAGUUGCUGGAAAGUGGCUCUGAUGUGCUGGCAUGCAGCAGGUUCGGCACUCCAUUGCACUGUUCCCUUGGCGGUCGAGGUUUCUUUUACAGUUUUCUGAACUUAAGAAGCAAUGAUAUCAUAUCCGGUGGUCCCAUUACUGGUCGAAUGGUUUUCCAUGGUGCGCACCUGGCUCGGCUACAAACAGUCCAAUUGUUGCUGAAAGCUUCAGCCUUACCCUUGACAUCCUCAUUAUCAUCAGAAACUAUCAUAUCCCUCACUUUAUCAUGUCCUGACAUAUUUACCAACAAUGUUCAACUUAUCAUCGAGCUUCUUAGGGCUGGUGUGUCAAUCACGGCUCACGAUGUGCAACUCUUCAGGACUCGUUAUGAUCGGUGCCUGGAGAUGCCUUGUUUCACAUCGGAGACCUCUCAGUCGUGGUCUAUCUUUCCCCGAUUACUCGAGGUCCUUGGCGAAAGCAACACGCCAGGCUGCCCUAGAUUUCUUCUUCACCAGGAGACCGCAGACUUCAUCUUAAGAACAAGGGAAAGAAGACCAUUCCAGUCCUCAGAUAGGCAGUUUCCAGAUGGAGCCAGUAACGAAGAGGUCCUAAAAUACUUCCAUUCGCUGAUCAGAUUGAACGAUAAAAUUGGGGUGAGCGCUUUCCUUACCACUCCGAAAGCUGAAUUGGCAAAGUCGACAGACAUUGAUCCCAAGCGCCCUGGCUGGAAUGCUCUUCACCUUGCAUUACUUGAGAGAUCUUAUCGAGUGCUGGAUCCAUUGUUAACCUUUGGCCUGGAUCCGUGUGCUGAAAGUCCAGAAGGUUCCAAGCCAGUUCAUAUGUGCUGUCAGGAUAACACCUGUGAGGCUCUUCAAAUCUUACUGCGCUUUGGUGGAUCAAUUCUCGACACCGAUAACGUGGGCAGGACCGUAUGGCAUUUAGCUGCAGAGAUGAACUCCGUGAUGGUUCUGCAGGAAUUACUUAACUUAGGCGACGUUGAUGUUGCGCUCAAAAACGGAAGAACACUCUCUGCCAUUGUAUAUGAACCCAGAUUCUUCGGGGUCAUUCAAUCCCUACACGGAUUCGGCAUCUUGUCAAAAACACCAUGUGGCAUACAUGCUCUGGCAUGUGCAUUCUAUCGGGCUAUUCUCUUUGAUGACGUCCAGACUUGCGAGAAGCUUUACGGUCUCGGCUGCCCUUUGGAGUGUGAGCUGCCCUUUCCUGUGCUUGUGACGCCAUUGGCUCUGGCCAUAUUCCGAGAUUCUUACAAGGUGAUGAUGUGGCUAUUUAGGAAGGGUGCGCCUGUUUCAACCAUCAUGGCCCAUCCUACUAAGGAUACACAUUGUACAGUCCUCGAUCUUGUCUUAGAGCGACCCAAUCUGAAUAUCCUUCUUUCGGCGUUAUUGGAUGCAUACCUUGCAGAGGAGGGAUCCUUUGCACAUGAACAACGCAGUAUUCUUAACACACCUCUCAUUUUGGGUAACACGGAUGGACUCACAAUAAUGUUGAACAAGCUCCAGGACAAGGCCUUGGGCCAUGGUGAAGUCACAAGAUUCUUCUUGGACAUUUCGGGCAACUUCGUCUUUAAAAGCACCACGAGACUUGAGUCUCUUAGUGCUAUUAUUAACCAGAGGGAUAUCUAUCAUCAGAACCGGACUCCUCUUUUUGUGGCAGCCGCACAGAACAAUACGACAGCGGCAAAUGCUCUACUCAUUCAUGGAGCUGAUGUCAACAUAACCGACGACAAAAAUUGCACGCCACUCUUUGUUGCAGUUGAGCAAGGUGCGAUAGAAGUUGUUGAGCUACUCAUCGGUCACGGUGCCAAUAUCGACGUGAUGAGUGCUUCAUCUCACGGACUCGUUGAUGUGGCUUUCGCACAGAAAUCGUGGAGAAUGGUCAACAUUCUUCUCAAGGCCGGAUUAUCAAGCAGGCAAAUAAACGUGGACGGAAGAAAUCUCCUCAGCCUCAUGACUUUAUGGACUUACCAACCAGGCACCAAACCCAAUAUUGGGCUCUUCAAGCGGCUCCUAGAUCAUGGUGUCGAUCUAUACGUAUGUGAUAAGUUCGGUUCUUCCGCUUCCCAUUAUCUUUUUACAAGACCUUGUCGGGGUUACUUGCUGUGCAUGUUGGACAUGAGACUCGAUCUACAAGUGGAAAAGCUCAGCAGCUGGCCUGACCAUUUCUUCUCUAAUGGAGUAGAUGCCUUGGUUGAUAUAACCUACAGCCUUCGUUAUGUCAAACCUUCAAUCAAAAUUGAGGGUGUCCGCCAUCUAUGUGGCCUGGGAACCCCCGGUACUCAUAGUUUGUUAUGUCGAGCAGCCUGCUGGGGUUCGGUCACAGCGAUUCAGAACCUCAUCAAGCUUGGGAUUAGUGAUCUCGAACACCAUUGUCGUGAACACGGAUCGCCCCUAAAUGCUGCCAUUCAAAACCACAGAUGGGAGGCAGUCAGGUUUCUUGUGCUUCAUGGCGCCAAGGUGCCUGAAGAUCUUUGGAAACCCAAGAAUUCUGCCCUCAGUACUGCAAACCCAGGUUUUGUUGUUCGAGAGUGGCUAUUUUUUGGCAGGCACACAGAGCGAAAGCGAAUUUCUCUUGGCCUCUUGAACGGUGAGCCGGAGAUGAAAUACUGGUCUGGAGUAUGGGCUGUUCGGGUUCCAUUGCAAUGGCGAGAUAGGAAGUGUUCUGUGGAGAGCACCUUGGAAUACGCAAAACGAAGGCAUUGGCUUGAGAUUGAGUACAUGUCAAGUGCUAUUCGAGAUACUCAACUGGUCCGACCAAAAGAAAGAUGUGGGAGCAUAUCGAGGGUUGAACAGCAGGGCUAUUGCUGGGGAGUGUGA
Molecule: messenger RNA, 5034 nt
Organism: Fusarium fujikuroi IMI 58289
Lineage: Eukaryota; Fungi; Ascomycota; Sordariomycetes; Hypocreales; Nectriaceae
Exons: 4
Coding region: 1-5034 (1677 amino acids)
Molecular function (GO): protein binding
Source: RefSeq, a predicted model, not a curated record